AUGUCUGUUGCGAGCACUAUGACACUCUCCGGAUGGAGAUGGCGACAACACGGCAAAGUCGACGAAGAAUGGCACCAGUGUAUACAUGACAAGCCGACGACGGAGAUUUUCACCGACCUCAUUGAUGCUAAAGUCAUCCCAGAUCCGUUCAUCGAUGAGAAUGAACGCCUUGUGCAGUGGGUCGGCGAGGCCGACUGGGAGUAUGCCUGCGACUUCCAGUAUGAGCCUGACUCAGGUCACUCCCGUCAGGACCUGCUUUUUGCGGGGCUGGAUACCGUGGCAACGGUCUAUCUGAAUGACCAGGACAAGAUUCUGGAGUCGACCAACAUGUUUCAUCGGCACCGCAUCGAUGUUACAGGCAAACUACGCCGCGGUCUGAAUACCCUUCGCAUCGUGUUCAAGAGCGCCCUCCAUUAUGGCCGUGAGUUGGAAAAGACGCAUGGAAGCUAUCGAGCCUUCAGUGGAGAGAAUCCGAGAGUGCAUGUUCGUAAGGCACAGUACCAUUAUGGCUGGGACUGGGGGCCCCUGUUGGUUACUUGCGGACCAUGUGGGGAGAUCAGCCUUGAGACCUAUGCUUCUACGGUGGAAAACGUUUUUGCCGAUGCACAGGUGUCCGAAGAUCUUCGAACUGCGUCUAUGAAAAUCUCUUUUGAUGCCAUUCUGGACAGAGAUGUCACUGCGGAUGUCACCGUCACUGCUCCCAGCGGCCAAGUAUUCCGUUCAAGUGCAGCCCUCAACCUCAGUGCAAAUGAGACCCAAGGUUCGAUUUCACUAGAGAUUCACCAACCAGAGCUCUGGUGCCCUGUGGGUCAUGGCCCUCAGGUCUUCUACCUAGUGGAUGUGGCAAUCGUGGGUCCCGACCAGGUUCCUCUUCACUAUGUCAGAAAACCUGUUGGCAUACGACGUCUGCGUCUGGUCCAGCAACCCUUGAUUGACGAACCAGGCACUUCCUUCUUCAUCGAAGUCAACAACCAGCCUGUGUACUCGUCUGGAAGCAACUGGAUUCCCGGUCAUUCGUUUCUCACCUCCAUGACGGCCAAAGACUAUGCUUCAGCCGUUGACCUGAAAUCAAAACAUGUUACGGAUCUGGGGGGUGGCAUCUAUGAACACGAUGCACUAUAUGAGGAGUGUGACCGACGUGGAAUUCUUGUCUGGCAAGAUUUUGCUUUUGCCUGCGCCCAGUACCCUUGCUAUCCUGAGUUCGCGGCGAGUGUGAAACGAGAAGCCGUGGACCAAGUCAAACGGCUGCGGCAAUACUGUUCUAUCGUCCUCUAUGCCGGUAACAACGAGGACUAUCAAAUCGCCGAGAUGCUCAAUCUGAAAUGGGACCCCGAGGACCAUUCAGGCGACUGGACCAAUACAGACUUUCCAGCGCGGACGCUCUAUGAAACUCACUUGCCCGCCGUGGUUACCGAAUAUUCACCCGGUGUUCCCUACCAUCCGAGCUCACCUUGGGGCGGCAAGGGGACGACAGACAGGACUGUUGGAGAUAUCCAUCAAUGGAAUGUCUGGCACGGCUCGCAGGAGAAGUACCAACUCUGGGACAAGCUCGUCGGUCGGUUCGUCUCUGAAUUCGGCAUGCUUGGCUUCCCGGCUGCCAAGUCUAUCCGUCGUUAUGUGACCGACCCGGCGCAGCGCUAUCCUCAGAGCCGUGUGCUGGAUUUGCACAACAAAGCGGAUGGCGCAGAGCGACGAUUGGCCUUGUACGUUCUGGAGAAUAUUCGAGUGAACUCCUUGGACCUCGACAGCUGGAUUUAUGCCACCCAGCUCAUUCAAGCAGAAUGUCUUGGUUUUGCUGUCCGAAGCUGCCGACGUCAGUGGAAAGGUCCAGGCCGAGAAUACUGUGCUGGACAGCUCGUAUGGCAGAUCAAUGAUUGCUGGCCAGUCUCCAGCUGGGCCAUGGUCGAUUUCUACGGAGAGAAGAAGAUGGCUUACUUCAUGACAAUGCGUGACAGUGCCCCUCUCGCUCUUGGAAUGAGUCGUUCGACACCUGAGCUCAAGAAGCUCAAGUCACCGCCUCCUCAGAUUCUCGCUCCUCCCCAUGACCUUGCUUCAAAGAAAAAUUUCGUUGAUGUGUGGGCCGUGAAUGGGACAUUGAAGGAUUUUUCAGCCCAAAUUGAAGUCCGACUAUAUGAUAUCGCAACCGGUGCUCUGCGCGAGGAAAAGUCAAUGGACGUUCAAACCCUUUUGUCCAACCGCACUACGGAGUUACUGGAAGAUUUGAGCGUCGACGACAAGACCGCCGUCCAGGCAAUCAUGAGGGAUCCUCAGGAUGGUCAUGUCGUUGCCCGCGCAUCGGACUGGCCUCAGCCACUGAAGUAUGUCACUUUGUCUGCAUCUCCAAAUGUCACUGUAUCGGUGCUGGACGGUAAGCUCGAGAUUCGGACAGAUGUGCCUGUUAAGGGUGUCGUAGUUUAUGUUGCCGAUGACCGUGAAGUUGACUUUGGGGACAAUGGAGUUGAUAUCUUCCCGGAUGAUGUGUAUACUAUCUAUGCGCAGGGCUUGGCCAAGGACAACAGGGUGGAAGUGCGGUAUUACGGAUCGGGUUUCUAG
This is a messenger RNA of Penicillium riverlandense, 2553 nucleotides long. RefSeq lists its product as uncharacterized. The transcript is spliced from 3 exons. Lineage: Eukaryota; Fungi; Ascomycota; Eurotiomycetes; Eurotiales; Aspergillaceae. Gene Ontology annotation, biological process: glycoprotein catabolic process. Bases 1 to 2553 code for a protein of 850 amino acids. The record is from RefSeq and is a predicted model, not a curated record. Gene Ontology annotation, molecular function: beta-mannosidase activity.